Messenger RNA from Pieris macdunnoughi, 4188 nucleotides. The record is from the annotation of a GenBank genome assembly. NCBI's taxonomy places the organism in Eukaryota, Metazoa, Arthropoda, Insecta, Lepidoptera, Pieridae.
AUGAAAGAGAUAAACAGUUAUGGAUUUAACAUGGCGGACGAAACGCGUAAAGUGCGAGUAGAAGAACGAUUGAAAAUAAAAAUUGGUGAAGCUAAGAAUUUACCAGGUCGUAACAAUGGAGCCGCGUGUGCCCGUGAUAUAUACUGCGUGCUGUCCUUGGACCAAGAAGAAAUAUUUCGCACAUCCACUAUUGAAAGAACACUCAACCCAUUUUUCGGCGAAGAAUUCCAAUUUGAAGUACCCCGCAGAUUUAGAUACUUAUCCAUAUACGUGUUCGACCGUGACAAACAGGCUAGCAAGCAGGACAAAGUCCUCGGAAAAGUUGCUAUCAAAAGAGAAGAUUUGGAGAAGUAUAACAACACAGACCACUGGUUCGCUCUGCGACCGGUGGACGCGGACUCGGAAGUACAGGGUAAAGCAUACAUUGAACUGUCGAUGGAGGACUCAAGAAAACGAUUACGCAUGGACCCUAAACCUCCCGAUCCCGACUUCAGCGAAUGUUCCAAAGCGAAGGCAAACAAUCUCACUAGACUAUCAGAAUAUUGUAAAGAGAGCAUGCGAUUCGGCUCGUGUUCGAGUUCGACUAGUAAAAAGCUGUUAGCGGCUGUUGCAACGGAACCUGCACUGUCCCUCUCCCGUUCAGAAAGUUUAAAGGAUCGCGCGCAAUGGUCUGUACGCCCUAAACCACCGAUGCACACUAUGACAGAAUCGCCGUCACCCACCGCGGCCGACUAUUGGUCGGAUCCAGAAAGACAUUGUGCGGCACACGUUGGACCUGACACGAUACGCUUAAGGGUUUUAGAAUGUUCAGAACUGACCACCAAGAAUGGGCAGUGUGAUCCAUUUGCGCUAGUAACGUUGUUGUAUUCGAAUGGAAGGAGGGUAGAAAAGCGCACGAAACCGAGAAAAAAGACAGUCAAUCCACAAUUUGAUGAAAUUUUUUGUUUUGAUCUCGUCAUGGAGGCUGACCCUAAGGAUAAGGAUGGAUCACAGACGGCUGGUGUGGCGUGCGAGGCUAGAGUGUCAGUCUGGCACGACGCGGCUACUCCCGUGUUUUUGGGAGAAGUUCGCUUACAGUUAAGGCAACCUGCGCCGGAUCCUUUGUGUGCAUGGUUCUUCCUAACAUCAAGGGCAGGCGGUGCCUUGUCACGAGGUGCAACUCCGCCUGGUACGCGUUUGUCAGCUGCAGGCAGUUCUACCCUUGGGUCUUUGAGGCUUCUGCUCAGAUACACCGUCGACCACGUCUUUCCCUUACAACACUAUCGGCAAUUAGAGGAGCUUUUUCUCAGAAGUGUACAUCAGAAGCCAAUAACAACCUCAGCGGUGUACAUCUUAGGCGAAAUAGUAUCGAGUAAGACGGAAGCCGCCCAGCCCCUUGUAAGACUCUUCACACAUCAUGAUCUCAUCGUUCCCAUCGUUAAAGAACUCGCUGAUGCUGAGAUUUCUGUCCUCACUGACGCGACAACAAUAUUCCGUGGCAAUACGCUGGUAUCCAAAAUGAUGGAUGAGGCGAUGAGGCUAACGGGAGCCGCCUAUCUUCGUUCGGUACUACGGCCUACACUCGCGGCAGUUCUUCAUGAGAAGAGGCCCUGCGAGAUUGACCCAGCCAGAGUUAAGCCAUCUGCGGAUAUCGCUGCUAACCUGGCUAAUUUGAAGGACUAUGUUGAGAGGGUAUUUGCCGCAAUAACAUCAUCGUACGGCACUUGUCCAUCAGUGAUGUGUCGCCUAUUCGACGCAUUACGGCAGUGUGCGGCGAGGCAUUUCCCUCACAACGCAGAAGUCCGAUACUCUGUAGUCUCUGGAUUUAUCUUUUUACGUUUCUUUGCCCCUGCCAUACUUGGUCCGAGGCUUUUCGAUCUCACAACUGAACAAAUUGACCUUCAAACAACGCGGACGUUGACAUUGAUCUCGAAGACGAUCCAGUCUCUGGGCAACUUGGUGAGCAGCCGGUCAGCGCAACAGGUCUGCAAGGAGGAGUACAUGGCCGAACUCUAUAGAAGCUUUUGCACCACCAGACAUGUGCAAGCGAUCAAACAAUUUCUGGAAAUAAUCUCAACCAGUUCGGACACCCAAAAUAAUAAUGUACAAGAAACAUCGGUCCUACUUAAAGAAGGGACGAUGAUAAAACGAUCGGAGGGCGUUCGUAUGGGCCCAGGCUCCCCGCGCAGGCGCUGGGUGAGACCGGCGCAUACGCACUCAAAACGGAGACAUUUUAGACUUACCAGUGGUGAGUUGUGGUGGUCUCGUUGUGGGGCAAAAGCAGCUGCGCAUCGGCUACCCCUCUCCGGCGUGUUGUCGGUGUCGCCGGUAGAUUGCCCGCCAGCUGGAGCGCCAUUGGAUGCUAAUAAUAUCUUUCAAAUAGUGCACAGAGAGCGUGUCCUGUUCGUACAAGCAAGUAAUUGUGUGGAGCGCGCUGAGUGGUUACGACUUCUCUCCGCGUUGUGCCGUCGUUCGCCUGCCACGCCCCCGCAUAGAGGCUACUACGUUGACACCAAGUGGUCAUGCUGUGGCCGUAAUGAAGCAGAUGCCGAAGGCUGUGGGGGUGGGGUGGAGGGCGUGGCCGAGUGGGGGGCUGCGGGCUCCCUGAGGGGGGAUGGCGUAGUACGAGGCCCUGCAGCACUGGCUCUGAGGUUGGACCCUGCGAGGGACCUUCAACGGCUGCAUGCAUUGCUCAUGUCGCAUACGAAGUUAUUAGAUACGAGAUUACAUCGACCGCCUGAUGAUACAAAUCCACAAGAGCGCGAAGCAGAAGCGUCGACACUCCGUGAACUACAAAAAGUGAUGUUCGACCUCGAGACCCGGCAUUGUACGUAUAGGCGGUCCUUGGCCAGAGAAACUAAAUAUGGCAGCAAACAAGCCCCCAUCGGUGACGACAACUACCUGCACUUGGCGGGAGCGGGGGCAGCGGAGAGUGGGAGCGGGGCUCUCUGGCGGGCCUGGAGAGGGGCCGGCUCCCCCACCAUUGACCUAGACGGGAAGGCACUUCCUCCGCAACCCUCGCUCGACAUGUGCUCCAGCUCGGAGUCACUCAAGCUGCCCCGCCUCGCGGACGACCGCUCCUCCGGCAAAUCCAACAAAUCCACCGGCAGCGGCUACCUGGCGAUGGCCUGCCUCAAGCACGAGCCGUCGGAGGACAGCGACGCCUCCGCCGACAAACCCGCUCGACCGCCCAAACCGGCCCGUCUCUCCCCCUCCCGCCCCCCUCUCUGCGAAUACGUCGACGUGGAGAGGAAACCGCCCGUCCGCCGACCCAAGCCCGACAUGACGCCCAAACGGAGCGAGUACGAUCUCUCGAAUCGCUGCAAGGAGUAUGAGCUGAUGGCCAAUUUCAUGAGUCACGCCCAGGCUUCGGAAGACGUUCCUCCUGCAGUCCCACCGCGCGGCAACACCGCGCGGCGGACUAGACCGGUCGAAGAAACGAAGACGGACGAACAGACAGUAUUACUGGCCACUUCUACCACCAGCCUCCCGGAAGACAUGAUCUGUGAACCGGACCAGGAGACCCGCGAACGACCGACGAGCAAAAUAGACACGGUCUCGAACGACGACAGCCUCCUUGACGAAUUGCAGAGGGACACGUAUUGCGUCCUCAAAGUGUGCGAAGACGAAGAUGGCUCCACCGAGAAAUGCGACGAAGCGAAAGAUAAGAAAGACAAAGAAGACUAUGGAAUGUUCUCCAGAAUAAGUUUGCAGAGGAAGUCUAAUCCUAUAAAAACUCAAUCGAAGUCCAUAAAAACCCUCAAGACUUCGAAUUCCACUUCAAACGUUCACGACGUCGCGAAUGCGUCGAGGCCUUUGGCCGAGCGAUUCACCCCUUUUUUUCUAAAGAAGAAGCCGAAGUCGGAUACGAAAUCGGAGGAAGGAUCGAAGAGCAAGAGCAAGGAGGAUAAUUUAAUAGGCCGGUUGACGCCGAGAUUUGGCCAAUCGCGACUGUACGGGCGCGGGCAAUCGUUAGAUUUGACCGGGGGCAACGCGGGCAAACGCAUCGAGAGGUCGGCGACGACGGUCAGCAUUCCCGCUCGACCGUUGCACAUGAGCGGCGUGAAGUUUCCCUCCCUCCAACGAUACAGCACGCAAGACGCAGAAGUGCAGUGUCACGCUUACGUGAGCGAAGACCCGCCCUCCGGUGAGCAAUGGCGGCCAUCGGCGACUCUGCUGACGGCUGCCACCAACGAUAUUAGACUGUAA